AAGACAACAUUUAUGUUAUGUGACAUUCAGAUGGAACCAACCUGAAUUUACAGACGAAGUAAUACAAGGAUACACAGUGCGAUAUUGCUUCAUCGAGAACCAAAAAGAGAUUCAAAUCUGUGACGACAAAAAUAUCUCAGCUACAAUAUUGGAGUGCACGGUACACAAUCUAAAACCUAACGCGACGUACCACUUUCAAGUACGAGCGCAUACUAAAGUUGGUGCUGGCCUUUACACAGAUUUAAUUGAUGUAUUGACUACGCACGAAAAUCCAAUACCGCUAUUAUUGAUGCGACAUAGUUAUGGUAUUGAUAUAUUGGAUCUUGAUUCAAAAGUCAAUAUUAGACUUGUUGAUGACAUUUCAAUGAUAGAUGCCACUUAUUCGAUAGCGGAACAUAAAAUUUAUUGGAGCACUGAUCUGAGGGACCUAAUGGUAUUGGAGAUGAAUAAAAACAAUAUUACAAAAAUAGCUGAUUUUCAAUGUAAUGCAUACAGUCUUUACAUCGACUGGGUAGCAAGAAAUCUGUACUGGAUGGAAAUAGACAUAAUUUAUACUAAUAAUAUCAUAAAACUCGACUUAACAAUGUGGGAAAAUGGCAUACUCAAAUACGAUAAGAUUUUGCAAACAGAAUUUUUUUUUGGUAAUGUCGGUUUAACUAUACUUCCAUCUAUAGGGUAUGUUAACUUUCAUUCAUUUGAAAUAAAUGAACAAUAUUUUCAUUAAAGAU
Messenger RNA from Formica exsecta, 728 nucleotides. Its product is annotated as protein sevenless-like. The transcript has 2 exons. The record is from RefSeq and is a predicted model, not a curated record. Gene Ontology annotation, molecular function: protein binding. Lineage: Eukaryota; Metazoa; Arthropoda; Insecta; Hymenoptera; Formicidae. The annotation marks the transcript as partial.